Molecule: messenger RNA, 1562 nt
Organism: Chara braunii
Lineage: Eukaryota; Viridiplantae; Streptophyta; Charophyceae; Charales; Characeae
Source: the annotation of a GenBank genome assembly
GCGGAAGGUUUGAAGCCCGAUGACGCGAAGGUGGCCAGCAUUCGAGAUUGACCACGACCUCAGUCUGUGAUUGAGAUGAGAUCUUUCUUAGGAAUGACAGGCUACUACCGGACUUUUGUAAAGAACUAUAGCGUAGUGGCCGCUCCUUUGACAAAUCUGACCCGCCUUGAUACCCCGUGGGAGUGGACGGAGGAGUGCGAGGCUGCUUUCAGACAUCUGAAGCAUGCACUAACGCAUUAUGAAGUCUUGAAACUUCCCGAUCCUGAUAAGCCGUUUAUAGUAACCACGGAUGCUAGCCAAUAUGGCAUUGGCGCUGUGCUUGCGCAACAGGAGGGGCCAAAGUUGAGGCCUGUUGAGAACAUGUCCAAGAAAAUGUCGUCUCAAAAGUUGGCUAAGUCCGCCUAUGAGAAAGAACUCUAUGCGGUGUUCAAGGCGCUGACCCAUUGGAGACACUAUCUCCUUGGGAGGUUCUUCAUCCUCAGGACUGAUCAUCAGACGUUGAGAUGGAUGGGAACUCAGCCUGUACUAUCUGACGCAUUGAAGCGUUGGAUAGAAGUCAUUGAGCAGUAUGACUUUGACCCUCAGUACAUCAAGGGUGAGUACAACAAAGUUGUUGAUACCUUGUCGCGUAGACCUGAUUUCUCAGGUGCGCUGAUUACUGAGUACGAUCUUACGAAUGAUGUCACUCGAUCCUUGGUGGAAGCCUAUCGGGAGGACCAGUUUAUGUCUGAGAUCAUACGCAGACUCGAGGCGAAGGAUAAACAAACUUCAGUCGAGUUUGAGUUGGUCAAUGGCUUGCUGUUUCUCGAGAAGGUAGGGAAUAAACGUUUGUGUGUCCCUGAUAAAGAGUCUUUGCGUAGUCUGUUUCUAGGCGAGUGUCAUGACGCCACCGACCAUUUUGGGUACAAGAAGACCGCAGCCAAUUUGCUGCAAAGGUUCUGGUGGCCCACGAUGUUAAAAGAUUCUAAGCUGUACGUGGAAACUUGUCAAGUUUGCCAACGAGACAAGCCCCGUACUCAGGCUCCUCUUGGGCUGCUCAAGCCCCUUCCGAUUCCGGAAAGGCCGGGUGAAAGCUUGUCUAUGGACUUCAUGGAUACGCUGGUCACCAGCAAGAGUGGGAUGAGGCAGAUCUUCGUCAUCGUGGAUAGGUUUAGUAAGUAUGCUAGGUUAAUAGCCAUGUCGGAAACAGCGAAGACCGAGUAUGUAAUUAGGCUGUUCAAAGAGAACUGGGUGAGGGAUUUUGGAUUGCCUAAGUCUAUUGUAAGUGACAGGGAUGUCAGAUUUACAAGUGAGUUAUGGAAGGCCGCUGCAGCUGAACAGGGAACUCAACUGCAAAUGACUUCUGGAAACCAUCCAGAAGCAAACGGCCAGGCUGAACAGAUGAACCGCGCUGUUCAACACAUGUUGAGGCAUUACAUUAAGCCCAAGCAGGUGGACUGGGACGAGAAGCUUGCUCUUGUCGCCAGUCUGUACAAUAACGCUGUACACAACGCUACCGAGGAAGCUGUUGUUGUCAACGUCGGCAUUGUAGUAUUAGGCUAGAUAGGAUCUGCCACAUGUAG